GGGUGGCUUUCGGACCUCCGUAUCUCUAAAUUGCUUUCAAAUCGGCGAAAAUGUUAUGUUCCGUCUGUAUUAAUUUUGACGUGAGAGCUCUCCUUUUGAAGGCCGAAGGUCAAACACCCAGACGUUACAACACUCCUACAACGGGAGACGCGUUUGAGUCUCUUCGACCAGCGAUUCCUCACUUCUUCAAACAACAUCCAAAUCUACUGUCGCUUCGGACCUCGGCUGCCGAGUGCGACCUCUGCAAUCACAUAUGGCAGGCUUAUGUCAGGAUUUCUCAGCCAAUUGAACUCACUGAUGAAUACCUGUGCCAAGGCACCAACGCAAGUCAGAUAUUCAUAGGGACUCAGACUUGGGACGCCACACUUCACGGCUUACCUCAUCUUGCCGCCAUUCAGAACGGAGAAAAGGGGGUGGCGCGUAUAUUAGCCCUUUUCGAGGUAUGCGCGUUGAGAGGUCGCAAACCAUCGGAUCACCCGAAUCUUCUUGCCAGAUCCAUUUAUAACAAUUCUGGGUCCGAUGAAUGCCUAAAAUUAGCUGGCAAACUGCUUGCCAACUGUUUUAAUAAGCAUAAAUCAUGUACUUCUCGGUAUCCCAUAUCAGCGGAACUUCCAACGAGGAUCAUCGACACCGAAAGCGCGAACCCUAAGCUGGUUGAUGGUAAAGGGCGAUGUGGGACCUUCGUCGCGCUUUCGUACUGCUGGGGCGGUGAUUCCGACUUCAAGCUCACAGCAGCAUCAGAACAGUCAUUUCGCGAAGGCCGACCUCUUGGCGAAUUUCCUGCUACGUUACGCGAUGCUAUCCAUGUUGCUAAGGCGCUUGGCGUCCGCUACAUUUGGAUUGACGCGUUAUGUAUUAUCCAAGACUCCGCCGAAGACUGGGCCCAGGAGGCUAGUCGGAUGCGUGAGGUUUACAAAGGGGCAGCCCUCACGAUAGCGGCGGCGUGCGCAUCUAAAACGAGCGAAGGGAUCUUUCGGGAGCGGUCCAUACCGCCAAAUGAUUCCAGAUGCUGGCUCGACUGGAGAAAUGGAAACGAGAUCCCGACGAAAGUAUUCCUGCGACCUGGGUCCGAACUAUGGGACGAAAGGAUGCAUCAAAGUGUCCUGAACACUAGAAGCUGGGUCCUACAAGAAACUCUUCUGGCGCCCCGGACUCUGUGGUUCGGUCAACAGCAACUAUGUUUUGAGUGCCCGAAGGGAAGCGUAGAUGAAGCGGGGCGAACCAUCAGGAUAACAGAAAUAUACCGCAGCAAAGAGUUUAUGCAACUUCUCCGCCAAGAAGUCUUGCCAGAUUGGAAAAGGCGACUACUCACCUAUCUACGAGAGCGAGACCUUCGUCUCGCGAUCAUAUAUCCGGAACCUUCAUUGUCAAAUAUCCUGCGGGCUAGGGACUUGUGGACCCUGCUCAAUAGGUCCUUCGUUUGGAGGCCAUUCACAUUGCAAGGUUACUUCAAAGCUCCGGCGGACCCUAUGGGAAUGUCACAUUUCGGUUUUUGGGUUAAGGUAAUAGAAAACUAUUCGGCCCGACAACUCACCAAUCAGGGCGAUACUCUUCCGGCGUUAUCUGGGCUUGCUGGAGAAUUCUAUACAGCCACAGGCGAUACUUACGUCGCUGGACUCUGGAAGUUGGACUUAAUACAAGGUCUAAGCUGGACAAGGUUGCCCCUUAAAAAACAACUUCCGAAUAAAUUUGCGGACGACAAGAAAUAUCUAGCACCAUCAUGGAGCUGGGCAUGCCUCCCCGGGCGCAAGGUUCUUUUUAUGGAUCUCACGCAAUACGAUCAUGUCAAACGUUUUGCCAAGCUCAUAGACAUGAACAUUCAGCUCUCCACUCACGAUCCCUUCGGCGCUGUUAAAGGCGGCUACAUAACUCUCCAAGGCCCGUUUCUCGAAUUGGAUUCACCUGAUCUUCUCAGCGAUUCCCAGCCAGCUUUACCUUUUCCGAAGUUGUUGAAUUGGAUCUACCGCAGGUUGAAAUAUGGCGGGAAUAAUGAGUAUCAACAGAAACAUAAAAGUUAUCCCGGACAAAAAUUUGCACUUUUGAAACUGAUCCAAGGACGAAGAGUCAUGAUAAAGACUGCCGAAAACCUAUGUUUCCUUGUUCUAGAGAGUGUUGAAGGCACUGAUAGCUGGAGGCGGGUAGAACGUCUCAUUUUCACGGUUGCGGAAAAUAGGGCUAACGAGGGCGCGGAAUUGGUUGAAGCGCUGGAAGUUUUAGCAGAAUUCAGGGAUGCCUUAAAAACAAAUGCCGUGAAAAUCAUUUAAGAUAGAUGUGGCUAUUUAGAAGAAACAUUGAUACGAGAUGGGCGAUGUUAAUUGUUUUGGCAGCGUUUGACUAAGAGCUUCAGCGACCCCUAUAUGUUUAUUUGUCUCUACUGGGUUGACUCAAGCAUUUCACGGAGUCAAUGUAGUUGAGGGGGAGAUCUUGAUCAUUGUUCAUAGUACAGUGAUAUGCACUGUUAUCACCCUGUCCAACACAACCCUUAAAAUGCCCAAAUAUCCCUUAUAACAAUCUUCCAUAAUCAGUUUCUCAU
Messenger RNA from Hypoxylon trugodes, 2533 nucleotides. RefSeq names its product HET-domain-containing protein. The coding region runs from base 51 to 2264 and encodes 737 amino acids. NCBI's taxonomy places the organism in Eukaryota, Fungi, Ascomycota, Sordariomycetes, Xylariales, Hypoxylaceae. The transcript has 3 exons. The record is from RefSeq and is a predicted model, not a curated record.